AUGAUGGACCAGAUUCCAGCAUCAGAUGAGACUAGUCCAGUCUUAACAGAUUCUUGUAUCAGAGUUUUUCAUGAUAUCCCUAGUCUCCGUCGAUGGCGCCUGCAACAACUUCUGGACGCUCGUCCAAUUGCUCUUGUACCUACCAUGGGAGCUCUUCACGAAGGCCAUAUUUCUUUGGCUAAUAUGGCUGCCAAGGAUAAAUUUGCUGUUGUUGUCAGCAUCUAUCUCAACCCGACCCAAUUUGGCGUUCAAGAUGACCUUGAUAGUUAUCCAAAAACAUUGUUACAGGACUUGGAGUUGUUAAGACGUCUAAAUGACAAACUCGCUGUUGAUAUUGGAAAACCAGGGAGAAUAGCCGCUGUCUUUGCUCCUAGCACCGACACAAUGUACCCAAGCGGAUUUCCUAGUCAAGAGUGUGAUGCUAAAGGCAGCUUUGUUACAAUAACACCAGUAGGUGAGAUAUUGGAAGGUGCAAGCCGGCCUACGUUUUUCAGAGGUGUUGCCACUAUAUGCACCAAGCUCUUUAAUAUUGUCUCUCCAAAUAGAGUUUAUUUUGGACAAAAAGAUAUUCAACAAACGGUUGUUAUCAAAAAAAUGAUUCGGGAUCUUUGUUUUGACACAAAAAUUAUCGUUGGUCCGACGCAGAGAGAAGAAGAUGGCUUGGCAAUGAGCUCUCGAAAUGUUUACCUUGGUACUAGACGAAGAAAUGCAGCGACAGUGCUCUAUCGAUCAUUACAGCUAGCUGAAAAUAAAUAUUUAGAAGAUUGUCGAAGUAGGGAUGAAAUUAUUGAGCCAGCACUCAACUUUAUUCGCGACGAACAGGAGCUCAGAAAUCGUGACGGUGUAAAAUUUGAAUUGGACUAUAUUUCUCUAAGUGAUCCUGAUACAAUGGAGGAAAUUGAUCAAGUUGAUUUGAAAAAAGGUGCAAUAAUAAGUGGAGCAAUUAAAAUGAUGCCUCUCGAUUUACCUCGACCUGACGAAGAUUUGGGACUUUGUAAGGGUCCAUUAGUGAGGCUACUUGACAAUAUCAUCCUUCUUCCCAAGGAUUGA
Blumeria graminis f. sp. triticale is the source of this 1050-nucleotide messenger RNA. The record is from the annotation of a GenBank genome assembly. NCBI's taxonomy places the organism in Eukaryota, Fungi, Ascomycota, Leotiomycetes, Helotiales, Erysiphaceae.